Spea bombifrons (plains spadefoot toad) is the source of this 960-nucleotide messenger RNA. It is a transcript of the gene ZAR1, whose product is annotated as zygote arrest 1. The transcript is spliced from 4 exons. Gene Ontology annotation, biological process: translation. Gene Ontology annotation, cellular component: cytoplasm. The coding region runs from base 1 to 960 and encodes 319 amino acids. Lineage: Eukaryota; Metazoa; Chordata; Amphibia; Anura; Pelobatidae. Gene Ontology annotation, molecular function: mRNA base-pairing post-transcriptional repressor activity. The record is from RefSeq and is a predicted model, not a curated record.
AUGGCUAGCUUCACAGAGGAAGCAAUGGAAAACUACAUGUAUUCUGCAUAUAACCCUUAUUCCUAUAGGUAUAUGAACCCUAAAAAUAAAGGGGGUGGCUGGAGGCAGAAAAACUAUUUGUCUAAUUAUGGAGACACUGGGGAGUAUUUUGACAACUACCAAAGAGCUCAGCUGAAGGCCAUCUUAUCUCAAGUGAACCCCAACCUCACUCCACGUUUGAGGAAAGCAAACACGAGAGAAGUUGGAAUCCAGGUGAAUCCCAGGCAAGAUGCAUCUGUUCAGUGCUCCUUAGGGCCCAGGACCCUGCUGAGAAGGAGGCCUGGGGUUAUAAGGAGAGCACAACAAGCUCCCCAAGAACAAGGUAGCCCUGCCUCACCCACCAAGGCUGUACGCUUCCCCAGGACCAUAGCUGUAUAUUCACCCGUAGCUACAGGGAGAAUGGCCACUUUCCAGGAGGAGGAAGAAGAGGAGGUGGAAGAAGAAGCUGAAGAGAAAACCAGUGAGGAGCCCUUAAAGCCUGAGGAGCCCAAGGAACAGAGCCCUCUCCAACAGGAGAGUAAAGAAAAUGAGGCGACAGAGAUGACCAAAGAGGGGACGUCCGACAGUGACCAAGGGACAUCCUCUGGCCAAACAAGAGUCAGAUUUCAGUUCCUAGAACAGAAAUAUGGAUACUACCACUGUAAAGACUGCAACAUUCGCUGGGAAAGCGCUUACGUAUGGUGUGUGCAAGGCACGAACAAGGUGUACUUCAAACAAUUUUGCAGGAACUGCCAAAAAUCCUUCAAUCCUUACAGAGUGGAGGAUAUAAUGUGUCAAAGUUGCAAGCAGACCAGAUGUAUUUGUCCCGUUAAACUUCGCCACGUAGAUCCAAAGAGACCUCAUCGCCAAGACUUGUGUGGGAGAUGCAAAGGCAAAAGGCUUUCCUGCGACAGCACCUUCAGCUUCAAGUAUAUCAUAUAA